Mesocricetus auratus (golden hamster) is the source of this 2528-nucleotide messenger RNA. RefSeq names its product coproporphyrinogen oxidase (gene Cpox). The record is from RefSeq and is a predicted model, not a curated record. Lineage: Eukaryota; Metazoa; Chordata; Mammalia; Rodentia; Cricetidae. Gene Ontology annotation, cellular component: mitochondrial intermembrane space; cytoplasm. The transcript has 7 exons. Gene Ontology annotation, molecular function: coproporphyrinogen oxidase activity. The coding region runs from base 129 to 1460 and encodes 443 amino acids.
UGCCUCCUGCCGCCUGCGGCCCACACUUCCAGGUUCCCGGUUCCAGUGGCAGCGAGUCUCGGACGGCGUCCGGCACCAGGGCACUCCGGCGGGUCUGCAGGACCGGCGCUGCCCAGUCCGGGCGGGACAUGGCCUUGCGGCUGGGAUGGCUGGGCUCGGGCCCCUGCUGGCGCGCGCUGCGGGGCGACUAUGGCCAGCUGCGCGCUUGGUCCCCGCGCAGCGCGUCCGCCCGCGUCCCCCGGCUGCCUGGCACCGCUGGUACCGAGUCUCGCCGCGGGCUGGGCCACAGUCCCUCGGCUGGAGGCGGGUCCUGGCUGGGGACCGGGCUGGCCGCGGCGCUGGCCGGGUUCGCCGGGCUGGCAGCCGCCGCCUUCGGGCACGUGCAGCGGGCGGAGAUGGUGCCCAGGAGCUCGGGGGCGCGAAGCCCCUCGCCUGGGCGGCCGGAGGAGGAUAGUGACGAGCUGGCCCGCCGCUGCAGCGCCUUCAUGACCUCGCCAGUGACCGACCUGCGUGAGCUGCGGAAGAGGCCCGAGGACGUGAAGACCAAGAUGGAGCUGAUGAUCAUGGACAUCCAGGCCCAGGUGUGUCGGGCGCUGGCCCAAGUAGACGGAGUGGCCGACUUCUCUGUGGACCGAUGGGAGAGGAAGGAAGGGGGUGGUGGCAUCACCUGUGUGCUUCAGGAUGGGCGUGUGUUUGAAAAGGCUGGGGUGAGCAUUUCUGUCGUUCAUGGGAAUCUCUCGGAGGAAGCGGCCAACCAGAUGAAAGGCAGAGGAAAAGUCAUGAAGAGAAAAGAUGGUAAAUUGCCAUUUACUGCUAUGGGUAUAAGCUCUGUGAUUCAUCCCAAGAAUCCUUAUGCACCCACAAUGCAUUUCAACUACAGAUACUUUGAAGUAGAAGAAGCUGAUGGUAACACACACUGGUGGUUUGGGGGUGGAUGUGACCUCACACCUACAUACCUGAACCAAGAGGACGCUGUCCAUUUUCAUCGCACUCUAAAGGAAGCUUGUGACCAGCAUGGACCAGAUAUGUACCCCAAAUUUAAAAAAUGGUGUGAUGACUACUUCUAUAUAGUGCAUCGUGGAGAGCGGAGGGGCAUUGGAGGCAUCUUUUUCGAUGAUCUCAACUCUCCAUCCAAGGAGGAAGUAUUCCGCUUCGUUAAGACGUGUGCUGAAGCUGUGGUUCCUUCUUACGUUCCCAUUGUGAAAAAGCACUGUGAUGACUCCUUCACCCCCCAGGAUAAGCUGUGGCAGCAGCUGAGGAGAGGAAGGUACGUAGAGUUUAAUCUGUUGUAUGACCGUGGCACCAAGUUUGGCCUCUUUACUCCGGGAUCCAGAAUUGAAAGCAUCCUAAUGUCCUUACCUCUAACGGCCAGAUGGGAAUACAUGUAUUCGCCACCAGAGAACUCCAAGGAAGCCGAGAUUCUGGAAGUAUUGCGCCAUCCGAAGGACUGGGUACAUUGAUACAGCAGUGUUGUUCCAGGGCCUGGUGGACACAGGUGUGGCUUCCUGCACUGCUGCCACUGUGUGACAGGCAAUCGUCUGUGCCUUACUGUCCCAGCGGUCUCCACUCUGGGCACCACCUCUGUGGCAGGUGGUUUUCCGUCUUUCCGGUGCUGUGGGGGGAGGAGCAAUGAUGGGUGGUGAUGUAAAAAUGCCAGAUUCGUUGGAUGUAAGAAACCAUUUGUACUUUUAUAAUCAUGUUCAGUGACCCGUUAAUUUGACAUUGGGUUUCCAGGUCUUAAGAUAAGGGAAUGUAAAUAUUAUAAUACGGAUCAGGAAACUCUUCAUUUUAUUUGUUGCUUCAAGUUUUUUGCCACAGGAAUUUAUCAGCGGAUAUGUUUUAUCUUAACUAGUUCAGCCAAGUUGGCCUUCUCGGUAACUUUAGAAUGUAGUUUGAAGCCUGGUGCUCAGGAGGCAAAGGCAGGUGGAUCUCCGUGAGUUCAAGGCCAGCCUGGUCUACAGAGUGAGUGCCAGGACAGCCAAGGCCUGCAGAGAAACCCUGUCUUGAAAAGCCAACACAAAUACAAGAGAUAUGUUUUCCUUUGUCAUUUUUGAAGUUUCUUUGACAUAACUGUCAUGUGUCUCUCUAUAUUGACUAGAAUAUUAUAAAAAUACUCUUUAAAAAAAAAGAAUAAAGAUAGGUAUUUUGGAGCACUUGAAAUUUUCUUAAGUCAGUUCCUGCAUUAUAAUUCAAUGGUGACCUAUAGUUUACAACUGUAAAUGGCAUUAUUUAAAUAAGGGACAUCUACGUGGUUUUUUUUUGUGGGAUGAUAAUUUGUUGACAUUAGGAUUCUAUGUACUUUUUAAAGCAAAAACUUAUAUCCCUGGAUGCUAAUACUUAAGAGUUUUAUAUUUCAGACAUUUAAUAUGGGAGCUUAGACUAAGAGCAAAUGAAGAGCUUUAGAGAGAAGCCUUUUCCUUGCCAGCCUCUUUGGUUUUUCCCCACCAGUCGCUUGGGCUCUGCCAUGUUGUAGUCCCCAAAUAACACACAAGACGCUGUAUUAAUUAUAAAGCUGUUGGCCUUGUUUG